This is a messenger RNA of Balaenoptera ricei (Rice's whale), 2019 nucleotides long. RefSeq names its product complement factor H-related protein 5-like. The transcript is spliced from 12 exons. NCBI's taxonomy places the organism in Eukaryota, Metazoa, Chordata, Mammalia, Artiodactyla, Balaenopteridae. The coding region runs from base 1 to 2019 and encodes 672 amino acids. The record is from RefSeq and is a predicted model, not a curated record.
AUGUUGGUCUCAACUGUCCUUCUAAUCUUAUGGAUUUCUACUGUGGGGGGACAAGAAAAGAAAUACAAGCCAUUUUUCCCACUUCCUAUUGGGAAUUCUUUCUAUUAUUCCUGUGAAUAUAAUUUUAUGUCUCCUUCAAAAUCCUUUUGGACUCGCAUAACAUGCACAGAGGGAGGAUGGUCACCGACACCAAAGUGUCUCAGACUGUGUUUCUUUCCUUUUGUGGAAAACGGUCGUUCUACAUCUUCAGGACAAACACACCUGGAAGGCGACACUGUUCAAAUUGCCUGUGAUAAAGGCUACAGCCUCCCAAAUAAUCAGAGCAUCAUUGCAUGUGCAGAAGGUGGCUGGUCCUCCCCUCCUGAAUGCAUAUCCACCAAAAAAUGUUUAAAAACUGAUAUUGUAGUUGGCAAUGGGUUUUUGUCUGAAUCAGAAUAUGCUUAUCCCAUAAAUAGAGAAACACAAUAUAAAUGUAAACCAGGAUAUGCAACAGCAGAUGGAAAAACGUCAGGGACAGUUCAGUGUUUGCAAGGUGGAUGGUCAAUUCAACCAAUUUGUAUUAAGUCCUGUGAUAGGCCGGUAUUCGUGAAUGCCAGAAGCAAAGGUAAGGACACGUGGUUUAAGCUCAACGACAGGCUGGACUACGAAUGCCACGAGGGCUAUGAGAACCGGGAUGGACGCACCACAGGUUCCACAGUGUGUGGUGAAGACGGCUGGUCCCAUUUGCCCACAUGCCAUGAAAUAGAAUGUCAUCUUCCAUUUUUGGAAGCAAAUGUAGAUGCUCAUCCAAAACAAGAAAAAUACAAAGUUGGAGACGUGUUGAAAUUCUCCUGCAGACAAAGACUUAGAAGAGUUGGGCCGGAUUCAGUUCAAUGUUACCAAUUUGGGUGGUCACCUAAUUUUCCAACAUGCAAAGGGCAAGUACAGUCAUGUGGUCAACCUCCUCAACUCCCCAAUGGGAAAAUCAAGGGCAUAAAACAAGAAAAGUAUGAACACGGUGAAAUGGUGGAAUAUAAUUGCAAUCCUAAUUUUCUAAUGAAGGGACCUAAGAAAAUACAAUGUAUGGAUGGAGAAUGGACAACUUUGCCCACCUGUGUUGAACCAGGGAAAACAUGUGGAUUUAUACCUGAACUUGAGAAUGGCUUUGGCCAGCCCUCUGUCCCUCCCUAUCGACAUGGAGUUUCAGUGGUGUUGAAUUGCAGAAAUACAUAUACAGUGAUUGGAAAUAAUACAAUUACUUGUAUUGGUGGAAUGUGGACUGAGCUUCCUAAGUGUGUUGCAACAAACCAACUUAAGAGGUGUGAAAAACCAAGGCUUUAUGCAAGAGGACUAUUAAGUUCAUAUAGGCAUGAAUUUAAUCAUAAUGCCAAAAUAAAUUACAAAUGUACUGGGAAGGAUACAUACGUACAAACAGUCUGCAUCAACGGGAAAUGGGACCCUGAACCAGACUGCAUAGGAAAAAAGAAACAACUCUGCCCACCUCCACCUCAGAUACCUAAUGCUCAUAAUAUGCUAACCACAGUGAAUUAUCAGGAAGGAGAGAAGGUAGCUGUUCUCUGUAAAGAAAACUAUGUACUUCAUGAAGCAAAAGAACUUGUGUGUAAAAGUGGACUAUGGCAGUCAUUACCACGCUGUACCGAGUCCACACAAUACUGUGGGUCCCCUCCACCUAUUAACAAUGGAGACAUCACCUCCUUCUCCUUAUCAGUAUACCCUCCAGGAUCGACAGUUGAGUACCGUUGCCAGUCUUUCUAUGAGCUUCGGGGCUCCCCGAAUGUGACGUGCAGAAACGGACAGUGGUCAGAACCACCCAUGUGCAUAGAUGCAUGUGUCAUAUCUGAAGAUAACAUGAACAAAAAUAACAUACAGUUAAAAUGGAGAAAAACCCAAAAAAUAUAUGCAAGGACAGGCGAUGUCGUUGAAUUUGAAUGUAAACAGCCACAUAAAGCAAGAACAUCUAUACAAUCAUUUCGAGCUGUCUGUCAGGAAGGGAAAUUUCAAUAUCCUACGUGUGAAUGA